Messenger RNA from Cuculus canorus (common cuckoo), 6244 nucleotides. Its product is annotated as zinc finger and BTB domain-containing protein 8A. The record is from RefSeq and is a predicted model, not a curated record. The transcript has 3 exons. Bases 634 to 2301 code for a protein of 555 amino acids. Gene Ontology annotation, molecular function: protein binding; RNA polymerase II cis-regulatory region sequence-specific DNA binding; DNA-binding transcription factor activity, RNA polymerase II-specific. NCBI's taxonomy places the organism in Eukaryota, Metazoa, Chordata, Aves, Cuculiformes, Cuculidae. Gene Ontology annotation, biological process: regulation of transcription by RNA polymerase II.
ACGGGCGAGCAGGCGCGGCAGCCGCGGGUGCGUUGCCCCUUUAACUGUGUCCCCAGCCCUCGGGCGUCUCUGUCCAACGCCCACGUCAGCAAAUACCUUUUGUUUCCCUCCCGUGCGGGCGGCGGGACCCGGGGCUGCGGCAGCAGCGAGUCCCCUCCGCGACCCCAGCGGCUCCCACCGGUAAGGGCGGCGGGGACGGUGCUCCGGGUGCUCCGCGGGGCGGAGGAUCUGUGGGCACCGAGGGCUCCGCGGGUAGCGGGGUAUCUGCGGGCUCUGGGAGCUCCGCUUUCACCGGCAGCUCCGAUUUCACCGAGGGCUCUGCGGGCACCAGGAGCUCCGCGGGUGCGGGGGCUCCGCGGGCACCGGGGGCUCUGCGGGCACCGGCCCCGUGUUCGCCAUCCCGCCGAGCGGAUCGUUCCCGUGCUGCGCGAGCGCCAUUUGCAGCCCCGGCAACAAAGGGGCGGGCGGCGGCGGCCACGAGCGCUGCGGUCGCGGGGAGGCACCGGGCGGCCGCGGGCACCUCGCCCGGCGCGGCGGGGACGGGAGCGCACGCCCCGCUCCCCGCCCCGCGACCCCGGGACCGGGCGGGCAGUGGCGGGGCGUUGGGUCCCAGCCGCCCUUGAUGCGAUCCAGAUGCCUCCGGGCACGCUCGCCUCGCUUGGGGCUGUUCGGUUGCUCCUCUUGAGUGAUCCCGGGGACGGAUCGGGAACGCGGGCGCGAGUUUCGUGGGUUCGGAAACGGCUCUUCUCUCUGACACGGGGCUCGGCGGCAGCGGUGUGGAUGGUCAUGAUUGCGCUGCCUCUCGCUUUGCAGCAGGUCUCUCACCGUUACUCCCUGCCGGGGAUGGAGAUAUCUUCCCACCAGUUCCACCUCCUGGAGCAGCUGAACGAGCAGCGGAAGCAGGACCUGUUCUGCGACUGCAGCAUCCUGGUGGAGGGCAAGGUCUUCAAGGCGCAUCGCAAUGUGCUCUUCGCCAGCAGCGGCUACUUCAAAAUGCUGCUGUCACAGAGCUCCAAGGAGGCGACCCAGCCCACCACCGCCACCUUCGAGGUCUUCUCUCCAGAGACAUUCAUGGUUAUCCUGGACUUUGUCUAUUCCGGCACGCUGUCCCUCACCGGGCAGAAUGUGAUCGAGGUCAUGUCAGCUGCCAGCUACCUGCAGAUGACUGAUAUCCUUAAUGUCUGUAAAACCUUCAUUAAGUCCUCGCUGGAUAUUAAUGAAAAGGAGAAGGAUCAUUACCUCAGCUUGUCGGACAAAAGUACCAACAAUGAACCUGCCCGUCCAUCUCUGUAUCGGUCAAGAAGGAAAGCAAAGAGCAACCCACGGCGUUCCUACUCGGUCCCAGAUGAAAAGAGUGAAGCGGUGAAUGAGAAUUCCUGGAGUAGCUAUGGCAGCUACCUGUCCUCAGAGGUGAUCCUCCAGCGGGCAGAAGCCCAGCUCUUGAAAAAAGGAAGGAAACAGGGCACGACGAGGAAGCGCCGGAGGCACCUGGGCCUGUCACAAAGCCGGGACUUGGGGCAGUGUAAACCCACCAAAGCGGAGCGGGCUGGCGGGACCGGCAGCACCAUGGAGCUCAGCCACGUUGCUCGUGCCAAGGAGGAGGGGGAACUUGAUGCUGAGAACGAUGCUGAUCAUGAUGAUUACGGAUAUAAUCCCGGAUCGGAAGGGAUACCAAAGAGGUGGUCUGUUACUCAGCUGGAGCAAGAACUUUCAGGAACUUCCGAGUUCAUGGAAUUAAAGGCAGAAGAACUGUACACCUCUAUGCCCACAAUCUUAGGGGUCAUGAGUAGUUGGAAUGAAGCAGACAACCUCUCACGGAUGCGAUUCAAGUGCCCCUUCUGCACACACACGGUGAAGCGCCGAGCAGACCUGAAGCGACACCUUCGCUGUCACACAGGGGAGCGCCCAUACCCAUGUGAGGUGUGCGGGAAGCGCUUCACCCGACUGGAGCAUCUGCGGAACCACUUCCAAACGAUACAUCAGGCUGGCAAACUGAUCUGCAGGAAGUGCAAGCGCCACGUAACUGACCUAACGGGGUGCGUUGUUCAGCAAGGAACACGACGCUACAGACUGUGCCAUAAGUGUCUCACAGAAGCUAACUUAGACAGCAUCCCUGAUGAUUUGGAUGCAGAACAUUCUCCUGUCUCCUCCACGGGAAACAAACAUCCCAAAUGGGCUUCAGAGGAGGAACAGAAAUCAGAGGAAGACACAGUGGAGGAGGAACCAUACAAUUUGGUUGUCCGACACGGUAAUGAUGAUCCAGAUGAGACAGAGGAGAAGGUGAAACCAAAUCUUAGGUAGAUAUAUAUGUGUAUAUGUUACUGUUGUAUUCAAGAUUAAAUUACUUGUGUCCUACCAAGUAAUGCUGGUUUAUUACUUUCAUUGAAAUGAAAUAUUGCUAAAAUUCUACCACAAGAAGCAAAGUGGGGACUACAAACAAGUUGUUUUGUACUUGUAGACAUGCAACAGUGCCACUGCUUCUAAAUACCAUCCAGACAGCACUGACAAUCUGGAAGCUAUUUAGAAGAAUUAUGUUUCAUCUAAGGCUUGCUCAGGGCUCCUGUCCAUAAUGAAAGUGUGAACUCUUUAACAGUUCUACAAGGAUUCUACACUAUAUAACUUUGAAAAAACAAAUACUGAUAAUUUGCUUUGAAAAAGUCUUAGGAAAGUAAGCAGCCAAGAAAUGUAAGACAUUUUUGUUGACACUGUAAUUAAUGUGUAUAUACACUGCAGAAACACCCUAAGAAAGGAGGAAACUAGAACUCUGAAGAACCUCUUUACGAGAGCUUUGUUUUCUGGCUGAGCUCACUGCUUCUUGUAGUUCAAAAAGCAUGGCUAGUUUUAAAGGCUACACCCAGCCGUACAGAGUAAGGUAAUGGAACAGUGUCUGUAGCACACUUGGAUAGCGUGAGUUUGCCUUUUCAGGUUUGCAAUGGUUUUGUACUGUGAAUUUUAAAGAAAGGUGCACUGACAUGGUUGCAAGGAAAUAAAAGUGCAAUCGCUGGAGGUACAGUUGUCAGGUUUUUUCCCUUUUUCUUCAGGACUGGUGCAAAUUUUGCUUAAACUCCUGUCUAUUCUAUGCUAAGAUCAUCAAGAGGACAAGUCCCUUUUGUUUCAGUGGGACAUUUGUGACUUAGAUAAUGAAGCUACUUCAGAAAGCCUUUCUUUCUCCUAUAAAUAUAGGAUGCUCAGUGGCUGCUGGACAGUCAGCAUAAAAACAUUUGUUAGUAUGGACAAUUUCCCUUAGAGAUUAAGCAAACUUUGUAAUUCUGGAGUCUUGUCAGCUUUUUUAGUAGUCAUAUUUUUUCCCCAGUCAUACGGGUCAGAGAAUCUUGCUAGAGAAACUGCAAAUGCUUGGGACUAAACUGAUAAAAAACAAUCUCAGAGAAAACGCGUAGGAGACACUCUACCUGUGAGCAGAGAAUAGCAUUCACAGCAGGUGCUCUUGAUAAAGAGCCACUGUUUGCUCUCAUGUCUCACUUUAUGCUGUGUUUCCUUUCCUGUCAGCACUAUCUGUAGCCUGAGGUCACUGCCCAGCAAGCUGAAACUCCCUGUAGAGGAUUUGAGCACAGACGGAUCAAUUCACAUUGAGGUUCUCCCCAUCUCCCAGAGUUGCCAUUAACUGAUGCCUAGGGAAAAGCGAGAAAGGGCAAGUCUGUAUAAUAAUUCAUAGAAUGGUUUUGAUUGGAGAAAACAUUUAAGAUCACAGAGUCCAACCAUCGAUCCAGCCCUGCUAAGCCCACCGCCAGACCACAUCCCGAUGUACGACAUCUACUGGUCUUAAACCCCUCCAGGGACAGUGACUCCUCCACCUCCCUGGGCGCUUCUGCCAGUGCUCUUUAAUGCCUAUUCCUCAUGCUCUCCCAAACUCCAGGCAUUUUUAGUUUAGGGGAUUUUCUUAACCUAGGAUUGGUGCAUUCAAUGACCACAGUGACCUGUCUUUCCCAAGCCCUUCCCUGCUCUGCCCUUGAACUCCUCUGGGCUCUGUGCACCACUAGAAUCCUUUGGCCAACGCCGCGGAUCCCUGAGCAUCGUCUGAGUUGCUGCCACCUCCGGCGCUCUCUCGGGGCUGCACGCGGACUCACCACAGGAUUUGCUCAGCUGACAGCGAGAAAGGAAGGGUUUGAGGUCUUGGUGUGUCUCAAAUUCACAGUCUCAGUGGCUGCAGGCACAGAGACCAGAGCGGGGCUCCACUAGAGAGUGGCUGCAUGCUGAGGCCCGCCAGCUCCGAAACCUAACGGGGUGAAACAAAGAAAUUUACACUUAAUAGUUUAAUUUAACUCUUAAGGCAGGUACACUUUAUACAGCUCUGGAGAUGACUUUUGUCCUCAGAGUGCUUCUACCCAACAGUGAUUUCAGAGAACUCUGUAUACACUGAAGUGUCUCAUGUUUUUUCCACAAGAUGACAAGCACACCUUAUUCCUGGGACCCCAGCGUAUAUCCGGGGGGCAAAAAUUAAUCCCAUCCAGAGACGUUUAAGCUUGGCCAUGUCCGAGCAGUUAAUUUUAAAGACUCUGAGUGACAAGAAGAUCAGGGUCGUUAUAGUUAGCAGUCAUUAAUCUUGUUUUAACACCUUGCAGUUGACGUUCCAUUCACGAAUCACCAUUUCAGGGGUGACUUUAAUGCCCAUUUUAUAACAAUUACUGAAUAAAUAUCGAAAACCCCACACAACCAACACUUUCUUCCUUUGUUCCGAUCGAUUUUCUAUCAAGUUCCUGUCACGAUUUCCAAAAGCACAGCACUUUGCUGUGUUUCCACAGUAUCUCAAGGCACCUCGGCCCUUCUUGCAGUUAUAUUUCAACCACAUUAAUUCCUUUUCCCCCACUUUGAGGGCCAGGACUGAAGACCGUGCCUCCCUGUGUCCCAUCCUGGUCCAUCACACAUGGGCAGGUGCCAGAGCCCCAGUGCUACCCCUGAGGAGAGUGAGAAAAAACCAAACAAACCAGGAGUGUGAAAAAAAACCCAAACCCAGAGCGUGAAAAUCACUUAUUUUUGUACAAAAACAUACAACAGCAUCAUCACUUACAAAGCAUCUGCUCACCUUAGAGGAGAGCAAAGCACAAAUGCACACAAAAAUCCACAUACAAAUGCAUCCAUCAUGAGUUCAAGCUUUAUUUCAGCAUUGAAGCUUCCUGAAAAAAUAAGAGGGAUUUUAUCCCUCACUUGUCACAAUGAGGAGAUAAAACCAGAUCUAUUUAAGAUGAUUUUAGAAGAAGAUGAAGGUGAGACUUGCCCUCCAGAGUCACAGCCCUCACACCCAAAUAGCCAAGGUGGUAACACACACCAGCUCCCUGGCCGCUUAAACAAAAUGCACUUUUGAUUUGAAGGAAGGGAUAAAGCGUUAUGUUAAGGGAAUUAAUUAGCUUAAGCAAUUUUAAGAAUAAAAUCUUGCCCAGCUUGCAGUUAGAAAGAACAUAACAGGCGUUUAGCCUGUUUAGUAGUUGAAAAAGGGAACAUAUCAAGUAUUGAAAGGAGAGUCCCACAGCAGGAACAGAGGACAGACCUGAGCUGCCAAGAAGACACAAUGAGGAAGGACAUAACAUAAAAAUCAGCAGGGGCUUCUGAAGACACAAAGAAACUGUGAUGUGCAUACAAGAGUGGGUGAUAAACUAUAAGUUGUUCCUGGAAAAACAAUGGACAUGUAACAUGUUUUAGGGACUCUAUAUGACUAUGUAUGUGUAACUAGUAUAAAAGUCAUGUAACCAGUCUCAAUAGUUAACACACUAGGGGGAUUACCCCAUAUGUACCCCAGUGCCAUUUAUUAAAGGAAAAUAUGCUAAAUAAUCAAAUUGGCAUCGAUUAUUGAGUUUGGCUUUUCAUAGCAUCAGACUGCUCUUGAGUAAUUCUCAUUUGGAGAGCUGAAGCCUCUCUGAGAAUUAAUUGAUGAGUUUUGAUGGUUUGUAUGUUUAAUUAUCUUGUCAUAUAAAUCUGUCUUGUAUCAAGAGAUAAUAUGCAGACAAUCUCCAGACAGGGAUAAAUAACCUGAAAGAAUGAACACUCUCUUAGAGUUGCAAGAAUUGAUUGAUAUGCUUAGUUGUCUUAUAAGAUGGAGCUGUUUUAGGUCAGGAGAUAACCUGAACGGAGUCUCCAGACAUGGCCAGAGAACCUAAAAAAAUAAACAUUCUUUAGGGACUUACAUGGUUCUUUGUCUAAAGUUAGUAUAUUUACCUACUGCUUUUGUAAGAUGGGAUGCCAUCCAAAAACAAAAGGGCAUCCAAUUCAGUGCUGAAUCGUAAAAUAAAAA